AUGGAUCAAGAAGUCCGAAAGUCAAGUGAGCAGGGGUUCGGAGAUCCAAAAUCGGUGCUCCAGUCUAUGGUCGUGAGAUGGCCGCCGGAUAAGAAAGCUCGAUUUUAUGCGGAUCCAGAAUUUGAGGAGCUCAUUAUCGAUGUUGGGUUGAAGUUCAAUCGUGACUUGGGGACAAUUUGGAUGGACAGGGUAGCCCGCGUUCUACUAGCGAUUCCCCCUGAAGAUACACAGCGAGCUAAGGCACUGUUCUCCUGGAUCUCAUGCACCCUCCCUACUUUGAUUUCCUCAAAUUUAACCGCGCAAGCGAAUGACACCUUGGAGGGCGCAAUGAAAAUCGCCCUAACCUCUGGUAACUUGGCGGUAUGGCUUGCGAUCGUUCCUAAAGGCCUGGACCUGGAGAUUACAGUUCCGAGUUUCUUUCCCACGCUUCAGGAAGCCAAGGCACUUCGUGAUAAAUAUGCAAAGGUGAUAUUCGAGAACUACGAUAACCUCCGGAGGUUGAUGCAAACCAGUGAGAAGGAGAUUCAGAAUCGAUGGGCCCGUGCAGACGCCAAAGGCCGUGCGAAGAUCUUGAGACAGGUAUGGCCAGCUAUCAGCGCCAAACACCUGUCGCAUGUGCGAGACAUCAUGAAGCACAAUAAACCCCCAGAUGCGGCAUGUCUAUGGCCGCAUAUCAACGUGGAAGGCUUGUCACAAUCCGACAAUCUUCUUGGGUUCCUUGAUUCACGAACUCGUCAACCACCUUGGAUGUUCUUUUGGCUUGAUAAAGAGUCCUGGGCUGUUGCGGCAGCCAACCGGUAUGUCCAGGCAUAUUGGCUAAGUGAACACCUCAUGGAGGUCACUGGAAAAGACACUGUCGAUGACUACUGCAACAUCACUACGGGGGAACAGAUGUCCGAUGCGAAGUUUAAAAUAUGGCCUCAGUUUGCUGCGCGUGCAGGCGAUGGCUUGACGACGAUGGUAGUACAAGCACACAUCUAUAGUUUCCUGUUCGAUUGUUGUCUCGUUAUUCUGGAUGAAACCAAGGCGCAAUUUCAGGCUUCACAUAACCACCUUGAUCCUGCAUCUCCGCUGGGAAAUUCGACUGUGCAGCUUAAACCAACCUCGACAGUCGAUGCGUUGAUCAAAUUCCCAUAUCGAGUACCGAGGUUUGAUCAACUCGAUCUCGAAACCUUGAUACAAAAUGUGGCAGCGACUCGAGACUUUGCCCGAGCUCACUACCUAUCAUUGAGGCGUGAUCCCGCAUAUUUUGCCCAAGCUCUGAAAGAUCUGAGCGAGCACCGACUAGAGCAUGUUCAAGUCAAAGCUUACGUUGUGGAAAACAUGAACAGAAGACCGCCGUGGGACAAGCGAAAGGACCCCCACAGGGGCAAACACCCUAUUCUGAGUGAUGAAAAAUCACAUCCACUAUUUUGGAACUAUGUCUUGAUUGAACUGGUUAAAGAGACCCUUUGGAAACUCAUAUUGUUCGACGACUUGCACGACCGGCUUGUCACAAUCUACAACUCGUUCGAUCCAUCCAACCCCACGGCUUCCUUGAUCAGUCCUGACAAGGAGCUACCGAAACACGUUUUCAAGGAACUUGGCCAUCUUCUCUACAGGUUAACCUUGAUCAUUUGUCCAGCUACCGAGGCACUGGGAGACACGAUAGCUGCGUCUCCGCUGCUACGGGAGCAGUUUUGGAUCUAUCCGAAGCCACCCUCCCAGACAAAAUACCUUAUCGAGAGACGAAAACCUUUGACCAUCGUGGACAAGCCGUCCGAUGUUUCCUGGUUAAUUGACACGCUCGUGAAUACAGGCCCGAACCGAAAAGUUCCGUUUGUUUUGAUGAUCAGCUUGCUACAUCACGCUAUGGAGAAUUCGCAGGCCUCUCUGACUAAUUACAUUUACGGCUUGGUGGCCGACAUUGGACUUCUGUCAGAGAUCUUGAACACAUUGGAACUCCUUCAUCCUUGGUCAUUGGCCGUUCAGCAUGAUUUUUCACAAAACCAUUCUUCACGAGACGAUUUGUCACAAGACUUCCGCGAUUUCCAAGGUGUGAUUUACCGCAUAUCCUCUUACCUUUCUCUAACGAGUUCCGCGACGGGCAUGUUCGAUUUGGCGAGUCAUCUAUGCGACACAUCACCGGACGAUAUCUAUCCUACCGAAGGGAAGCACAAGGUAGAAGUCGCAGCUCUACGAAAGAAAUCCGAGAAUGCUCUUGCCCAAUUCUGGAAGAAAGUCGAUGGGCAACUCAGACCUAUCCUCGUUGAGUAUCCAAUUGUGGAGGACGCCCACGAGAUUGAACAACAAGAACAAUUGGCCGAAUCUGCAAAAGUGAAGAAUCAACGACCCAAGAAGAAGAAAAGUAAGAAAGGAAAGGAGAUAGUCGAGCCGGGAAUGGAAGAGGACGAGGAAGAUCAAGAAGAAGAGCAGCAGCAGGAGAUGAUCCAGGAGUAUGAGCAACAGGACGAGCCAGCAUUAGAGGAAGAUGAGAAUGACGUCCAGCAAACAAGCGACGAGAGAUAUAAAAAGAUGUGGGAGGAAGAAUGGGAUAAAGCGUGGGGGGAGAACAGGAGCAAGAGGAGGAGCCAGAGAAAGCAGAGACAUCCAAAAAAGGACACAAGCGACAACGAGACGCCGAAAUUGAAGCACCAAACAAGGCUAUCAAGAUCGGAGACAAGAAAGUCAAGGUCAAGACAAGAGGGAUAG
This is a messenger RNA of Penicillium cataractarum, 2691 nucleotides long. RefSeq lists its product as uncharacterized. The transcript has a single exon. The coding region runs from base 1 to 2691 and encodes 896 amino acids. Lineage: Eukaryota; Fungi; Ascomycota; Eurotiomycetes; Eurotiales; Aspergillaceae. The record is from RefSeq and is a predicted model, not a curated record.